Molecule: messenger RNA, 3831 nt
Organism: Trichechus manatus latirostris (Florida manatee)
Lineage: Eukaryota; Metazoa; Chordata; Mammalia; Sirenia; Trichechidae
Gene: GCLC
Product: glutamate-cysteine ligase catalytic subunit
Exons: 15
Coding region: 441-2240 (599 amino acids)
Biological process (GO): glutathione biosynthetic process
Cellular component (GO): glutamate-cysteine ligase complex
Molecular function (GO): glutamate-cysteine ligase activity
Source: RefSeq, a predicted model, not a curated record
GCUCCGUUGCGGCGCAGGUUUUGGUCACAAGUAGGAAGAAGCCAGUGCACGACACCGGCACAGAGAAGCGGGAGCCGCCACCGCAUCGCGGCCGUGGGUUCCGUCGUCGCUGCCUGGGAGCAGGAGUAGGGCGGAAGCCGGAGCAGGCGAAGGACGAGGCCGCCGGGACAGGAGCUUUCCAACCUACUCUACCGUCUUCUGCUUCUGUAUGCGCGCGGUGCACCGGACCACUGGAUCAGUCACCUGGGCGACAGGGAUUCCCGAGCGGGGGAGCCGGAGCGGACGGGACCCUCCGUCCGUCGGCUGCGGCCCGAAGGCGCCCCCACGGGGCGGAGCAGUCUCUGCCGCGGUCUCCUACGAGUAGCUGAGUGUCCGGCGAGCGACCGGUGCCCCGCGCCCGGAACGAGCGGCAGCCGUCAGAGGAGGAGAAGGGGGCGGCCAUGGGGCUGCUGUCCCAAGGCUCGCCACUGAGCUGGGAGGAGACCAAGCGCCACGCUGACCACGUGCGGCGGCACGGGAUCCUCCAGUUCUUGCACAUCUACCAUGCUGUCAAGGACCGGCACAAGGACGUGCUCAAGUGGGGCGACGAGGUGGAAUACAUGUUGGUCUCUUUUGAUCAUGAAAAUAAAAAAGUCCAGUUGGUCCUGUCUGGAGAGGAAGUUCUUGAAACUCUGCAAGAAAAGGGGGAAAGGACAAACCCAAACCAUCCUACCCUUUGGAGACCGGAGUACGGGAGUUACAUGAUCGAGGGGACACCUGGACAGCCAUACGGAGGAACGAUGUCCGAGUUCAACACAGUUGAGGACAACAUGAGAAAACGUCGGAAGGAGGCUACUUCUCUGUUAGAAGAAAAUCAGGCUGUUUGCACUAUAACUUCAUUUCCUAGUACCCUAACAAGAAAUAUCCGACAUAGGAGAGGAGAAAAAGUUGUCAUCAAUGUACCAAUAUUUAAGGACAAGAAUACACCAUCUCCAUUUAUCGAAGCAUUUCCUGAGGAUGAUGAGGCAGCAAGGGCUUCUAAGCCCGAUCAUAUUUACAUGGAUGCCAUGGGAUUUGGGAUGGGCAAUUGCUGUCUUCAGGUGACAUUCCAAGCCUGCAGCAUAUCUGAAGCCAGAUACCUGUAUGAUCAGUUGGCUACAAUCUGUCCAAUUGUUAUGGCUUUGAGUGCUGCGUCUCCAUUUUACCGAGGCUAUGUGUCAGACAUUGAUUGUCGCUGGGGAGUGAUUUCUGCAUCUGUAGAUGAUAGAACUCGGGAGGAGAGAGGACUGGAGCCACUUAAGAACAAUAACUAUAGGAUCAGUAAAUCCCGUUAUGAUUCAAUAGACAGUUACUUAUCUGAGUGUGGUGAGAAAUACAAUGAUAUCAACUUGACAAUAGAUAAAGAAAUCUACGAACAACUUUUGCAGGAAGGCAUUGACCGUCUCCUGGCCCAGCAUGUUGCUCAUCUCUUUAUUAGAGACCCACUGACUCUGUUUGAGGAGAAAAUACAUCUUGAUGAUGCCAAUGAGUCUGAUCAUUUUGAGAAUAUUCAGUCCACAAAUUGGCAGACGAUGAGAUUUAAGCCCCCUCCUCCAAACUCAGAUAUCGGAUGGAGAGUAGAAUUUCGGCCCAUGGAGGUUCAGUUAACAGACUUUGAGAACUCUGCAUAUGUGGUGUUUGUGGUACUCCUUACCAGAGUGAUCCUUUCAUACAAGUUGGAUUUUCUCAUUCCACUCUCAAAGGUGGAUGAAAACAUGAAAGUGGCACAGAAACGAGAUGCUGUCCUGCAGGGAAUGUUUUAUUUCAGGAAAGACAUUUGCAAAGGUGGCAAUGCUAUGGUGGACGGGUAUGGCAAGGCCCAGAACAGCGCUGAGCUUGCCCCCGAGGAGUACACUUUAAUGAGCAUAGACACCAUCAUCAACGGGAAGGAAGGUGUGUUUCCUGGGCUGAUCCCAAUUCUGAACUCUUACCUUGAAAAUAUGGAAGUGGAUGUGGACACCAGAUGUAGUAUUCUAAACUACCUAAAGCUCAUUAAGAAGAGAGCAUCUGGAGAACUAAUGACAGUUGCCAGAUGGAUGAGGGAAUUUAUCACAAACCAUCCUGACUACAAGCAAGACAGUGUCAUAACUGAUAAAAUAAACUAUAGCCUUAUUUUGAAGUGUAACCAAAUUGCAAAUGAAUUAUGUGAGUGCCCAGAGUUACUUGGAUCUUCAUUUAGGAAAGUAAAAUAUAGCAGAAGUAAAACUGACUCUUCCAACUAGACAUUCUGCAGAGAGAAAAAUACCUUACUAUGUUGUGCCAGUACCAUGACUCUCCCUCAGCCCAUGGUGUGCAGUAUGAAGACCAAAUAAUAGCACUGCACUGUCCUGGGACAGUGGGCUGGAAACUGAUUUAGAGGCUUCCUUCAGUAGGUAAAUCUAGAGUUUAUACAGUAUACAUGUACAUAGUAAAGUAUUUUUAUGAUUAACAAUGUAUUUUAAUAACAUUGUAUCUAAAAGCAUUGUGAACUGGCUUGUACAUUUUUUAAAUCUUACCCUGAAGGAACUGCUGUCUAAGCAGUUUUGUAAAUGCACUGGUCACUGUACUGUACUGGCAUUCCAGAGCUUAAAUGUUUACUGUAAAUUUUUGUUCUUCUAAAAACCUACCUGGGACCUGAUUCACUGAAAUUUACCACUUCACUUUAAAAAGUUUCUCAUUUAAUUUUUCUUUAAGUCAUCUUUUUUGUUAUGUACAUAAAAUCACUUGAAUCCAUUAAAGUGCUUCAAGGAUAAUCUUGGAUUUCUACCACCUUAUCUAUGAUGUUUCUUUCUACAGUGGGAAUAGCUAGCCACUUGGUCACCCUGCCCCAAGCUUUUACCACUAAAUAAAACCCAGUGAACUGAUGGUUGUUAUAAAAGAUACUUUCCUCUGUCUUUUUGUUUAAAUUUGCUGAUUCAGGCAUUAGGUCUAAAGACAACUCUGUAGGAGUUGAAUUCACAUGUAUUGAUUAUUGAAAAGAAUCUUUUUUUCUUGCUGUACAUACCAAAAGUAUGUCAAAAAAAAGACAUCAGCUCUUCUGUUGUGGCCCGUUUAUUCUGAUUGCUGCUGUAUACUUAAAUUUGCAAAAUAAAUGCAGUUGCUGAAGUUUUGUUACUUUUUCCUCAGUUUCCAGUAAGCAUAUUGACAGACUUUCUUCUAAAAGCCAUUAACUUCGAAUUUUACCUGGGGGGUAUUCUGUAUACUGCUUACUUCUCUGUAAAACUCAUAAAUAAAUCAUGAAAUGCACUAAGUUUUCCGAAUCAGGACCCUAAAUGUUUAAUUGUAAAUAAGUUCCAAAUAAUUGUUGUCAUAACUUUGUGUCGAGGUCUUUUUUUUUUCUUUGGUCCCAAUUAGUUAAAACUCAACUGCUUCUGAAAUAACAAUGUAUUGUAGAUUAUGCAGACUUUUACAGGCAUAAAUAUUUAAACUAUAAUGCUAAUUUUAAGAGAUUGCAAUAAAGCUGCUUCAGGUAAACCUGUUUAUGUUUAAAUUCUAGGGUUUGUGCUAUAUUUCAUAGAUGCAUUUUGGAGGAUUAAAGAAUGCCUGUUUUUCAUUUGCAGUUUGCUUGUAUAAAUCAGGUUGUAAAAAAACAGAUAAACUAAAAUGUGGUAUGAAGAAAUAAAAGAAUGGAAUUUAGCAUUGUGAAAUCUCUUGAAUGUGUAUGAAUUCUACAACUAAAAGGAUUUAGGAAUGGUAUUGGGGUUUUUGUUUUGUUUGGGAUUUGUUUGGUUUUUUGUUUUUUUUUAUUAGCCCAGAUAUUCCAUGAAAGGAUUUCUGUCAUUGUGACCUUCAGGCAUUUUUAGAAAGAGGCAUACUAAUGUGAAGACACCCUCA